Molecule: messenger RNA, 1881 nt
Organism: Helianthus annuus (common sunflower)
Lineage: Eukaryota; Viridiplantae; Streptophyta; Magnoliopsida; Asterales; Asteraceae
Exons: 1
Coding region: 1-1881 (626 amino acids)
Molecular function (GO): nucleic acid binding; RNA-DNA hybrid ribonuclease activity
Source: RefSeq, a predicted model, not a curated record
AUGCCUUUCGGCCUAAAGAAUGCAGGGGCGACCUACCAGACAUUGAUGAAUGAAACAUUCAAAGAUGCCAUCGGCAAGUAUAUCGAAGUGUAUAUGGACGACUUGGUGAUUAUGAGUAACGAAGAAAGUAUGAUGCUGGUGAAUAUCCAAAAGACAUUCGACACCUUGCGCGGUAUAGGUAUCAAGCUAAACCCAGUGAAAUGCUCUUUCGACAUGGAAGAAGUGAAAUUCCUGGGUUUCAUUGUUACAAAAGAUGGUUUCAAGGUAAAUCCUGAGAAAGUACAAGCAAUCGAGAGAAUGCCUUUGCCAUCGACCAUCAAAGAAAUGCACAAGUUGGCAGGACGUUUAGCAGCACUGAACCGCUUCCUGGCCAAUCACGCGGCUAAGUCUUUCCCGUUUAUCAAAACACUUCGUAACUGCAUGAAGAAAAGCCAAUUUCAAUGGACUCCGGAAGCUGAAAGCGCAUUCCGCGAGAUGAAAGAUUGCCUCAUCAAACUGCCAACAUUAACUGCACCAGUCAAGGGAGAACCCUUGGUGCUAUACUUGUCAGCCUCCGACAGAGCAGUAGGAGCAGUAUUACUCGUUGAUCGACAAGGCGUCCAAACACCAGUUUACUAUGUGUCACGAACCUUGACCGACCCAGAAACCCGGUAUGCCAUCAUGGAGAAACUAGUACUCGCAUUAGUCCAUGCAUCAAGAUGGCUGCGCAGCUACUUUGCCAACCACGUCAUUCACGUGCUAACAAACUACAAUAUUGGCAACAUCCUCACAAGGCCAGAGAUUUCAGGAAGACUAGCAAAGUGGGCGAUAGAACUCGGGGGCCAUAAUGUGGUUUUCAGGCCAAGACCAGCAAUCAAGGGCCAAGUGCUAGCAGACUUCAUGACAGAAGUACCCGACGACAAGGAUCGGGAGUAUAAAGCAAUGGAAAAAGCCGAAAAACAGCAAGUAGAAGAACCAUGGCUGUUAUACACAGACGGCGCGUCUAACGAAGACGGCGCAGGCGCAGGUCUUCGACUGGUGAGCCCUGACAAACAUGAAUUCACAUACGCCAUACGUUUGGAUUUCAAGAGCAUGAACAAUGAAGCCGAAUAUGAAGCUUUCCUGGCUGGCUUAAGAUUGGCAAUCAAAAUGGGAGUUAGACACAUCGAAGCGCAUGUAGACUCCAAGUUAGUGGCCGGGAAAAUCAACAAGCAAUACGAAGCAAAAGGAGAUGUAAUGGCACUCUACCUGAGUCAAGCAAAGACAUUGCUACAAACCUUUUAUUCCUACAAAGUGCACCAUAUUAACAGAAGCGAGAACAAACCGGCAGACGCGCUAAGUAAGCUCGCAUCAACAAGUUUUCAGCACCUAGCAAAGGACGUGCGCAUAGAAGUUUUGAGCAACCCAUCAGUGCCACUAAGGGAAGUAAGCGUCAUUCAAGUAGGAACAACGUCAUGGAUGACUCCGAUAAUGGCAUACCUUCAAUCCGGGAUACUCCGGGAGAACAAAGUUGAAGCGAGGAAAGUCCAGUACAAGGCUGAACAUUAUCAGAUGGCUGAUGGAAUUUUAUACCGAAAGUCAUACCUUGGGCCGUUGUUGAGAUGCGUUGACCCCGAAGACGCAAACUACUUGAUCAGAGAAAUACAUGAAGGAAUCUGUGGUAUACAUGUCGGGCCGAGAAUGGUGGUGGCAAAAGUGAUGAACGCUGGGUACUACUGGCCUGGGAUGCAUUUAGACGCAGUAAAAGAGUUGAGGAAAUGCAGUGGAUGCCAAAGACAUGCUCCCAAGACGAUGCGCCCCAAAAAUGAAUUGGUACCAGUCACAACUGCAUGGCCUUUUCAACAAUGGGGAAUAGAUAUGGUUGGCCCCUUCCCAGAAGCCCAGGCGCUGUCAAAUUUAUAA